Molecule: messenger RNA, 960 nt
Organism: Penicillium soppii
Lineage: Eukaryota; Fungi; Ascomycota; Eurotiomycetes; Eurotiales; Aspergillaceae
Product: D-hexose-6-phosphate mutarotase
Exons: 3
Coding region: 1-960 (319 amino acids)
Biological process (GO): carbohydrate metabolic process
Molecular function (GO): carbohydrate binding; isomerase activity
Source: RefSeq, a predicted model, not a curated record
AUGGACCGCUCUAACAAGCCUUCCGCCAUUGGGGUGGGUACUUCCCUCCCACAGCCUUCUCUCUCCAUCCAGGACAACGUUAUCGAAGCUUCGUUGCCCACUGGCCAGUCAGUGAAGGUCCACCUGUACGGCGCGACUGUGACCUCAUGGAAGGCAAAUGGCAAGGAGCAGCUCUUUGUCAGUGAGAAAGCUCAUUUGGACGGCUCAAAGCCCAUCCGUGGUGGCAUUCCACUCGUCUUCCCGGUUUUCGGACCUCCACCCCAGACCCACGUUACCUCCUCUCUACCACAACAUGGCUUUGCUCGUAACUCCAACUGGGAGUUCUUGGGCAAAUCAUCUUCGGAAGCGCCCGGAAGGGAUGGCGACCGAACCGAUCUCACGGUGAAACUGGAUUUCGGGCUGUCUCACACCAUGCUGACCGAGGAGUUCCGCGAGGCAUGGCCAUAUGAGUUUGGACUUGUGUACAGUGUUACACUCACCAAAGACACAUUAGAGACUGCGCUGCAGGUGCGCAAUGAGGGCAAGCAGAACUUUGAAUUCCAGGUUCUGAUGCACACUUACUUGAACGUCGCGGAUAUCUCCGAUGUUCGUGUCAAGGGCCUCGAGUCCAAGACCUACAUCGACAAGGUUCUCCAGGCGACUUCCCACGUUGAAACGUCCUCGGCGCUGCCCAUCACCCAGGAAACCGAUCGUGUCUACCAAAACCUUGACCCAGCCGUUCCAGUUGUUGUUACCUCGGCUAAGGAUGACCAGCCUUUGUUCUCAAUCACCAGGGAGGCUUUGAAAGAUGUCGUAGUUUGGAACCCGUGGAUCGAGAAAGCCAAGGGCAUGGCUGAUUUCGGACCUGAUGAGGCUUAUAAGAACAUGAUUUGCGUGGAGGCUGGCUCCGUCUCUGGCUGGCAGACUCUUGAGGCUGGAGAGGCCUGGGAGGGUGGCCAGAGUAUCAAGUCCCGACUGUGA